Mercenaria mercenaria is the source of this 676-nucleotide messenger RNA. RefSeq names its product C-type lectin domain family 4 member M-like. The transcript is spliced from 3 exons. The record is from RefSeq and is a predicted model, not a curated record. Bases 93 to 665 code for a protein of 190 amino acids. Lineage: Eukaryota; Metazoa; Mollusca; Bivalvia; Venerida; Veneridae.
GUAUGUAUAUGUACAUAGCUAUCAGCAUACAUUAUAUCUUAUCUUAGCAAAUUAUAUUUCAUUAGUAUUCCAACUUUUGGAGAAAAGAAACUAUGAGUAGUACAAUUUUAACUUUCAUACUAUUUUUAACUUGUGUGGUGUGUAGUGGAAUUGUAUUGCAGACAAACGAGGAAUGUCCAGUUUUAGAACAACAAUUAGUAGAUAGUCUUGAAAAGAUCAAACUUCUACAAGAAGAAAUACAACUCCUGAAGACCGUAUCUUCCUGUCAUUGCCGUGACGGAUGGAUACAUGGUAAUGGCUCUUGCUACUAUAUGCCAAAUCAGAAGAAGAACUGGAAUGAUGCUCGUGCAUUUUGUCAACAACUUGGUGCUCAUCUCGCUGUCAUUGGUACUCCUGAAGAAGACAAAAUUGUUGGUGACUUCCUUACAAGAGCUCAUAAUAUGAGUAGUGCAUAUGAAGGAGUAACCUACGUAUGGUUAGGCGGAUAUGACAGUGUCCAGGAAGGUCACUGGCAUUGGGUAACAGGUGAACCAUUUGUAUAUACAAACUGGCGUGGUGGAGGCCCCAACAAUGGUGGAGGAAGUGGAGAAGAUUGCUUGGACUGGAGCGACGGAUGGAAUGAUAAUGUGUGUAGUCGGGCCUUUUAUUUCUUAUGUGAAAUGUAAUACAAAAUAGA